AGCUGUAGCUAUCCAAAAGCAGGGCCUGUCCAGAAGCAACCGAGAGCCGACUCGAUCAGGUGAAAAUCAUUCAACUUGGAUUGAUUUGAUGGCGCGCGGUAAAGUGGCGGAGUGGAUACGGAAGCGGACGAUGCCGAGGAAGUCGUCGUCGUCGUCCCGGCGCCGGAGCAGUACUCCCAGUGCGGCGUCGGAGGAGCCGAUACUAAGAGAGGCAGCGCCGGAGAGCUGGAGCCGUAGUGCCAGCAGGUCGCUAGAGCGGACGCCUACGAAGGCCGCCGCAAGCGGACCGCCGCCGACGGCUUCAAAGGUCCAGUCGAGCGCCUUGCCGGCGAUGCUCCGGUGGCGGCCGCGCGUGAACGUGGUGGCCGUGCUGUACGGGAAGGUGGUGUACCACCUGAUGUGGCUGGUCGAGUCCGUCGUGGUGGUGGGAAGGCUUGUCUUCUUCCUCAUGCGCUUCGGCUUCAAGCAGCUCUGAAUUCUCCUUCGGCUAUGGUGCUGAGGGGAGGGCAAAGAAGCGUGCGCGAUUCUUUGGUUGACUUUUCUUUUACCCCCCUCUUGAGCAAAUUCGUUUGCCGUUUUUCAGUGGCUUUCGAUCGCUAAGAAGUUGUAAAUUCCCUUGGCCCUCUUCU
This is a messenger RNA of Lolium rigidum, 629 nucleotides long. RefSeq lists its product as uncharacterized. The record is from RefSeq and is a predicted model, not a curated record. Bases 89 to 475 code for a protein of 128 amino acids. NCBI's taxonomy places the organism in Eukaryota, Viridiplantae, Streptophyta, Magnoliopsida, Poales, Poaceae. The transcript has a single exon.